UCUUAGAACCAUCAUCCAGUUCCAAUCUAGUAUCUCAGGUAGCAGUACAUUUUCAACAAAAUGAAAUCCUUGUUGAUCGUAGGACUUGGUCUGUGCCUAAUGGGCGUUGCUUUUGCAGCUCCAACUUCCAUUCUACAGACCAUACUUUCGGACAUUACCACAGGCGUCAGUAAUGUUCUGAGCUUUCUACAAACCGAAAUAACUACUCUGACUAGCACAAUCAACAGUUUGCUCAGUCAAAUUACCGCCGCUCUUUCAGGUGGAAUCUCGAACGCCAACAGACCAUUGUCCACAGGAUUAGCUAAUGCCCGUACUGCCCUUCAAAACGCUUUGGCUGCUUUGACCAGCAUUGUUGGCAAUGGAUUGACUCAAUUCUCUACUGGUUUGACCACAACCCUGAACACUCGAACCUCUCAGCUAUUGACAGCCCUUGGCUACUUGAACGGUAAUCUCACGCAAGUUCUGGUUGCUGGAAAUAGCGCUUCAUUGGAUCUGAUUUACAAGCUGGGCAAUGCUACUGCAAAUCUGAACGCGGCAACAGCUAACGUGGCCUCGCAUGUUAACUCCUUGCUCGGCAAUUUGCUGAACACGCUGUUUGGUUAAUUUUUAGCGAUCAUCAAAUGAAGUUUACCUACUGCUGGCAUUGAAAGAAAAUGUUUUGUAGACAACGUAUUUUACGGAAUAUUCGAAAUAUGUAACAAUAAAAGAUUUUCCAAUAAAAAUGCUAAAA
Messenger RNA from Topomyia yanbarensis, 730 nucleotides. RefSeq lists its product as uncharacterized. The transcript is spliced from 2 exons. NCBI's taxonomy places the organism in Eukaryota, Metazoa, Arthropoda, Insecta, Diptera, Culicidae. Bases 61 to 603 code for a protein of 180 amino acids. The record is from RefSeq and is a predicted model, not a curated record.